Messenger RNA from Striga hermonthica, 1623 nucleotides. The record is from the annotation of a GenBank genome assembly. Lineage: Eukaryota; Viridiplantae; Streptophyta; Magnoliopsida; Lamiales; Orobanchaceae.
AUGAGAGUUCACUCACUCGUUAGUGUUUUUGCUUUGCUACUUGUCGCGAGCGGCGUUAAUGGCGACAACCCAUAUAGAUUCUACACUUGGAGGAUCACUUAUGGCGAUAUUUAUCCUCUGGGCGUCAAACAACAGGGGAUUCUGAUAAAUGGGCAAUUCCCGGGACCGACCAUCGACUGCGUUACGAACGACAAUUUGAUUAUCAGUGUUUACAACUACUUGAAUGAGCCUUUUCUCCUCUCUUGGAAUGGAUUGCAGCAAAGAAGGAAUUCAUGGCAGGAUGGUACAUACGGCACCAACUGUCCAAUCCCACCUAGGAAAAACUACACUUAUGUACUUCAAGCAAAAGACCAAAUCGGGACAUACUUUUAUUUCCCAUCUCUUGCACUCCAGAAGGCUGCUGGUGGAUAUGGCAGCAUCAAAAUCUACAGCCGCACUCAGAUUCCCGUGCCUUUCCCGCCUCCUGCUGGGGAUCAUGUCGUGCUUGCUGGAGACUGGUUCAAGAGGAGCCACAGGCAACUGAAGUAUUUCUUGGAUGGUGGGCAUAAUCUUCCGUUUCCUGAUGGCCUCAUCAUCAACGGCCGUGGUUGGAAUGGAUACACAUUCACAGUCGAACAAGGCAAAACAUACAGGUUCAGAAUAUCAAAUGUGGGGAUUGCAACUUCCAUUAACUUCAGAAUCCAAGGACAUGCCUUGAAACUUGUCGAGGUAGAAGGAUCUCACACUGUCCAGAAUACCUACACUUCCCUUGAUGUCCAUCUAGGCCAGUCUUACUCUGUCUUGGUCACAUGCAACCAGCCGGCAAAAGACUAUUACGUCGUGGUAUCUUCACGCUUCACGUCCAGAGUCCUCACCACCACAGCUGUUCUUCAUUACCGUAACUCGUUCACUAGAGUCUCUGGUCCCCUGCCCGGUGGGCCCACCACUCAGAUCGAUUGGUCUCUGGCCCAAGCUCGAUCCAUACGGCGGAACCUAACGGCGAGUGGGCCCAGACCAAACCCACAGGGCUCUUACCAUUAUGGGCUGAUCAAGCCUGCUAGGACCAUAAUUCUAGCAAACUCGGCUCCGUACAUUAAUGGCAAGUUGAGAUAUGCUGUGAAUGGCGUCUCGUUUGUGAACCCCGACACGCCCUUGAAAUUGGCCGACUACUUCAACAUCGGAGGGGUCUAUACGCUCGGGAGUAUCCCGGACAGGCCCACAUGGGGAAAUGGGUAUCUUGGGACACCUGUCAUGCAUGCCGAUUAUCGAUCUUUUGUGGAGAUUGUGUUUCAGAAUUGGGAGAACAGUGUCCAGUCGUGGCACAUGGAUGGAUAUUCUUUCUUUGUAGUCGGUAUGGACGGCGGGCAGUGGACUCAAGCUAGUAGGUCGCGCUACAAUUUGAGGGACACGGUUGCCCGAUGCACGGUUCAGGUGUACCCGAGAUCUUGGACUGCAAUAUGGGUUGCUUUAGACAAUGUGGGCAUGUGGAACAUAAGGUCCGAGGACUGGGCAAGGCAGUAUUUGGGGCAGCAAUUCUACAUGAGAGUUUACACGCCGUCAAAAUCAUUUAGAGACGAGCUCCCGAUCCCUAGAAAUGCUCUCCUCUGUGGCCGAGCAAGAGGGCACAGAACAAGACCUCUCUGA